Ostreobium quekettii is the source of this 492-nucleotide messenger RNA. NCBI's taxonomy places the organism in Eukaryota, Viridiplantae, Chlorophyta, Ulvophyceae, Bryopsidales, Ostreobiaceae. The record is from the annotation of a GenBank genome assembly.
AUGAUGGAGCACGACCGCUGGAGGUUCCAGCAGCUGGAUCUUGAGGCCCGACGUCAGGUGCUCGAAGAUGAAGUCAUAGUUUUUAGUCAGCAUCGGGGAGUGAGAGUCAAGAUCGUGUACGAUGCUGCCGGGAGUCAAACAGCUCCCCCAGAUGGGACUGGUUUCAACCGCGAGGAGAAGUCUGGGAUCGAACUUGUGUUUUGCACGACGGUUGAAGCCGACAUCGGUCUAAUAAUCGAGGCUGCAAAGUCGCUUGGUAAGGGCACUCCUUAUGUCGUGAUAGCAACAUCUGACCGGGCCGUCCAGGAGCGCUGCAAGGGCCCAUGGAUGCAUGCCAUCAGCUCCGAAGUGUUGCUGCAGGAGAUCAAUGGUUGCGCGAGGAGGCUGAGGGCGAUGUUAAGGGGGAGUCAGACCCAGCACGUGAACGGGAAACGAGCAGGGCCCCUCAGUGCCAAUCCAGACCUCAAGAAGCUCAGAGAUCAGCUUCAAUAA